Messenger RNA from Daldinia decipiens, 4937 nucleotides. RefSeq names its product SNF2 family N-terminal domain-containing protein. Bases 212 to 4738 code for a protein of 1508 amino acids. NCBI's taxonomy places the organism in Eukaryota, Fungi, Ascomycota, Sordariomycetes, Xylariales, Hypoxylaceae. The transcript has 2 exons. Gene Ontology annotation, cellular component: nucleus. Gene Ontology annotation, biological process: DNA damage response; protein polyubiquitination. Gene Ontology annotation, molecular function: ATP-dependent chromatin remodeler activity; ubiquitin protein ligase activity; ATP binding. The record is from RefSeq and is a predicted model, not a curated record.
CGAUGAAGUAAUUCGGUUGGCCCUCGAGUUGUCUGGUUGUCUGUCUGCCUGCUCCCUCAGCCUCAACAACUUUCUUUUUUCCCCCCAAAGUAAACUACGUUUCCAAAUCUACCGCGCCACUAUGUGUUGACACAAAUCCCUGUGCGUUAUUCCUGUGAAACCUCGCAGGUUAUUUCUUGUGAUCGCAUUCACACCUGUCUUCUCUUAUGCCAUGGGGCGCCCGGGCUUAUCACAAGCUUCGAAGGCGUCGGUUAACCGACAAAAUGGUCCUGUUCAGGCCCGUCAAGUGCGGUCUAGUGAUCCCUUUCCUACGGAUUUUCUCACUUUCUUGAAUGCGCUUCCGUCCGAUGGUGCCUCGCGCAAUGCAACUGACCCCUCCAGCGAUGCAACUGAGCAGGCUGAACCCCCUAGAAAACGCCCUCGAGUCGAACGCGUCGAGGCAAUUCCCAUUGCAAGAGAAUCAUUAACGCUCAAGCGACCAGUCCAACCCGAAGUGCCCCUUGAUGAACUAAUCUAUCGCGUGAAUGUCAACAACCACGUGAAGCUACACCAUGAUGAACGACAGCGCAUCUUAACUAUUUCCUCCAAUGCGCGAUCUCCCUAUGGCGCAUUUAAGUCUGAACUGAACUUAGGUCGCCACGAAUUCUCCAAGGGCACAUUAGCAAUAUUGAAUAUCAUGAGCCGCAGCCGAGACGCUGACUGUGAUGAAGGCGCACUUUGGGUAGGCGUCGGGGUUAGUCUGGAGAGAAAAAAUAACAGAGAUCAACUCCAACUCUCCCUUCAGCUGAAUUGGAAUUCAUCAACCCAUUUACUACGAAAUUCUGCCCAGCGCGCUCUUAGUCAACAAGUUCUAGAUACGUUCUUUACAGGUCAAACCCAAGAGCAGGGUGCUGCCAAUGAGAAGCUUUCACCUCAGGCUUUCUACGAUGCAGCGUUUGUUCCGGAAAAGGAUCCCGUAAACUCAUUACCCCUCUCAGCUCCUAAGUUGACCUCAAAGCUGUUCCCCUUCCAACGUAGGGCACUGCAAUGGCUUUUGAAUAGAGAAGGUGUCAAAUGGAGUGAUCGUUGUCCAAAUGGGGAGCCCGGCCUAGAGCCGUUAUCUCCACCGUCAACCAACAGCCUGCCAUUGUCAUUCAGCACGGUAAAGGAUGCAGACGGGCGAUUAGUAUACAUCAGCAAUCUCUAUCACGUCAUUACUAGAGAUAUUAGCGCGUUCCGUAAGAGUGAAACUGUUGUAAAAGGUGGCAUCCUUGCCGAAGAAAUGGGGUUGGGGAAGACAGUCGAGACCAUUGCCCUUAUCUGCAUGCAUAGGCGUGAUGCUCUUCCGCACUUGGACAGCAACACAGCUCAGGAUGAGCGACCAAGUGGUGCAACGUUAAUUGUCACUCCUACUACACUCAAGAACCAAUGGGUCUCUGAGUUUAAGAAACAUGCACCACAUCUCCUUGUGAUGGUGUACGAGGGCCUAAAAAAGGGCGUUAGUGAGGAUGAACAACAAUUAGUCUCCGAACUAGUAAAUCACGAUGUUGUCAUCACGACCUACAAUGUCCUACAGACCGAGAUCCAUUACGCGGCAGAGCCCCCCAACCGCUCUAUGCGACACGAAAGAAAAUAUCGCCGCCCCAAAUCACCGUUGACUCAGAUCUCAUGGUGGAGAGUAUGUUUAGAUGAAGCUCAACAAAUCGAGAGCGGCGUUAGUAGCGCUGCCAAGGUUGCCAGACUAAUACCUCGUAUCAAUGCUUGGGGUAUCACUGGAACGCCGGUCAAGACAAACAUCAAAGACCUAUGGGGCCUGUUACUAUUUCUCCGAUAUGAGCCGUUCGCCUCCUCUUUGAAUAUAUGGGAGGGACUAAUAUCGACCCAUAAGGAGCUAUUCAAGCCUCUCUUUAACAGCAUUGCCUUGCGGCACACAAAGCGCGUAGUCAGAAGCGAGCUAAGUCUACCACCUCAAAAACGGUACGUUAUAACCAUGCCUUUUAAUACAGUCGAGGAGCAGCAUUACCAGACAGAAUUCAAAGAACUCGUGAUGAAGCUCGGCCUUGAUGAGCACGGGUCGCCUCUUCGAUCGUCUUUUCAGAGAGACUGGGACCCUGAGAAUCUGUGGAUAAUUGAUUCAAUGAAACGUACCCUCUCUCAGCUCAGAAAGUCGAUAUUGCACCCGUCCCUCGGAUCUGGCCGCCUUAUUCGAACAGCAGAUCAGAAGAACAAGGGUCCGCCAACAAUUGAAGAGGUUCUAGAAGCCAUGAUUGAGCAAUCGGAUUCUUCGAUUAAGACAGAGCAGCGUAUUUAUUUACUCAGCAAGCUAGAGAGAGGCCAGCUUUUGGAAUACCGGUCCGAGGUGAACGCGGCCAUCCAGCUUUGGCAGGAAGUAGUAGAUGAGGUCGAAGUCCUGGAAGAAGAAUGCCGAAAGCAACUACAAAUCGAGUUGGAAAAGGCUAAGCAAGCAGGUUCUAGUGAUGCGCUCAUGGAGGACGAAAAUAGCGACAUGGAGAAUGAUGAUGACACCGACGAGAAAAUGGCGCUCGGAAAAGUGAGCGAAUGCCGGCGCAAACUUCGAUCUAUGCUCGAUAUCCACCACAGAGCCGUUUUCUUCAUCGCUAGCGGCUAUUUCCAGAUAAAGUCGGACGAGAAGAAGACAGUUCCUAAUUCGGAGGAAUUCAAACUACUAGAGGAGAAGGAGGUCUCCGGGUACGAUGCAGCGAAGAACAUUCGGAAAGAGAUUCUACGCGAGGCGCGGGCCAAAGCUUUGUCCUGCAUUACUAGGAUUCGAGAAAAGGCGUCGUCGCAAUCGUUCACAGACGUUCCCGAAGUUGAACUGCCUUCGUUUCAGGGCCUAGAGAGUAGGCGAGUCUUGGAUAACUUCAAGGUGCUCGCCGGGGCUCUCGAUGAUCAGGCAGAUUUGAUCGACGAGUGGCGGGAAACCGUUAUUCAAAUGUUGAUCCGGCCGCUUGUAGACGAAGAGGAAGAAGUAGAGAUCACGGGUGAUGAAUACGAGGAUUCAACCAAGAUCCAGGAUGAGCUGAUGGUACACACGCUAGUUUUGAGAGCCGUAAUAGCUGACAGACGGGAUGCGAUGUCUGGCCUGGAGAACGAGCGAGUUAAAUACGAUACUCGCUUCGCAGAGCGGCAAGCUAGGGCUGGAGAAGGCCAUGCCCCCGAAAAAGUUCUUGCCUUACUUCAACAACGCGAUGAAAUCAGGCAGUACUAUCAAGGAACCUCGUUCCGAGGUAUCGUUACGGAUCUUCGAGAGUUGGCAACGAAACUCCGCCAUGACAUGGGCAACGGAAGCAGUCGUGCGAGGGUCGAGCUGGAAAUCGUCGAAAGGAACCUAAAGCUGACGCAAGAGCAAAUCAGCGCGCAGAACAAGGCGGCGACAGCUUUAGAGCGAGAGUUGGACAUUUUUACCUCGGCAAUGAAUGCACGCGUGGAAUACUACAAGCAGCUGCAGGCAAUUUCUGAUAACGUUGCUCCGCUCGACGCAAGCCAAUUCAUGGACUUGGAUGAGCCGCAAUUUGAGGUGCAAGAGAGAGAGCACGAGAUAGAAGAGCGAGAGAAAACCUCGAAGAAGAGGUUUACCGCAGCGCUGCCUAAGCAUCGUUACCGUAAGAUCCCCCCCGAAUUAAGAUAUACCGACUCCGUUUGUAUUAUAUUUAUACUGACUCGAUCUACAGUCGUUCAUCUCAGAGAAGCGGGUCAGAAGUCAGAAGAAGUCUGUGUUAUCUGCCAGUGUACUUUCACUCUAGGAGUACUUACUGUCUGCGGGCAUCACUUCUGCAAGGAGUGUAUCGUGGCUUGGUUGGAGAAAGCCCACAUUUGUCCCGUCUGCAAGAUGAAGCUUUCGUCAUCGAAUCUUCACGAUAUUACACUGAAAAAGCAAGAGUUGAAAUUCCACCAAGAACACCCGCAAGGGAGCUCGCAAGCAUCGGACGAGGCCAGCACGCUUACCAAGUUCAAGAAGUUGGGUAUCUAUUCCGAAUUCAGCAGCGAUAAACUCGACGCCAUCAAGACUAUCAAUCUCAACGGCCCUUCAUUCGCUACCAAGAUCGAUACUCUAGCGAAGCAUCUGCUGUGGCUACGUGUUGAAGACCCGGGCGCCAAGUCUGUUAUCUUCUCCCAGUUCGGCGAGUUUCUCGAGAUCCUUGGUCGAGCUUUCGACCAAUAUCAAAUCGGACAUUCUUCUUUCAAGCAGAAGAACGGUAUUAAUACGUUUAGGGAAGAUCCCGCUAUCGAGUGCUUCCUCAUGGAUGCUAGAGCGCACGCUAGCGGUCUCAACCUCGUCAACGCAAGCCACGUGUUCUUGUGCGAACCCCUCCUCAACACGGCACUGGAACUGCAGGCGAUCGCCCGGGUGGACCGAAUUGGGCAGGAGCAUGAGACGACGGUAUGGCUAUAUCUAAUAGACGGCACGGUGGAGGAAUCCAUCUAUAACCUUUCUGUGCAGCGCCGUCUAGAACACCUUGGCCAGAACACCAAAGGAAAGGAAAAAGAGUCUAGCGCGGAAGUUUCGGACCUCAAUCUCGAGGCGGCGAACUCCCUGGAGCUCCAGCAGGCCACGCUAUCGAAGCUCAUGAGCAAGGAUCAGAGCAUGGGAGAAGUGGUCGAUCAGAACGACCUCUGGCAGUGCUUGUUUGGCCAUGUUACUAGGAACAAGGCCGCUACCGACGAGCGAAUAAAGGACGCUGCUGUUAUUGGCUUCCUUGCUGGUGCGGCAGCAGAGGCUAGACGACAACAGGAAUAAGUGUCGGUUUUGAUUCGGUGGGUAAAUAUGUCCAUCGGUUCCCGACCCUGCGAUUACCCCCCGGUACUUGACGAUGUAUAAAGUAAGCACUUAAUUACCCCUGUAUGUACGACCCGGCAUGAGACGAUACGACACGAUAUGUAAGACUAAGUUUAGUUCACGAGUGUCUUGGAACUCAGGACACGAUACAUACUAACAG